Messenger RNA from Procambarus clarkii (red swamp crayfish), 2406 nucleotides. Lineage: Eukaryota; Metazoa; Arthropoda; Malacostraca; Decapoda; Cambaridae. The record is from RefSeq and is a predicted model, not a curated record.
AUGGUCGCCCAAGCUCUCGGGAUCGUCCAAGAUCUCAUGGUCGUCCAAGCUCUCAUGGUCGUCCAAGCUCUCAUGGUCGUCCAAGCUCUCGGGGUCGUCCAAGCUCUCAUGGUCGUCCUAGCUCUCAUGAUCGUCCAAGCUCUCAUGGUCGUCCAAGCUCUCAUGAGGACAACGUCCAGGGAAGCAAUGAAUCCAUCGGGUGUGAUGGGACGACUGCGCGUAGUGGGGUGGUGCAGGGAACCCUGCCGACGACCGCUGCUGGUCGUGCUGGGGGUCGUGCUGGGGGUCGUCGUCCUCUGCAUUCUCCGGCACCACCCAAUUUUCUGUUCCGGACCUGUGGCAGCCACACCAGCAGGAGAACACGAACCACAUGAUCAGGAGAACAAUGAACAUUCCUCACCUUCCCCGAAGGAGUGUCCGCCUUGCGCCACACCCCUGCGCCACACCCUCACGCCACACCAGGCUCCCACCCCUGGCCAGCAUGUCAGGGACGACCCGCAGCUGCCCGUAGUCUACAGGAGACGACUCGCCACGACCAUCCUCACUGUCCAGCGACAGCUUGAGCGCCACGCAGGUACGUAUGCCAUAGUGGAUGCUAAGUGGGCCCUGACGCUUGGGGCCCUUGUGGAGGAGCUGGACCCCAGGGUAGCGGCUCCUGCUGGGACCUCCACCAGGGACCACUCUGCCAGACUCCCGGACACUACACCCACUACAGUCUCUCGCAACAACACCCGGCACGUGUGUCCGGAGGUCUAUUAUGGCCGUUCCUAUGAUCAUCCCUUCCACCAACACGGCAUGGAGCCAGAGAAGUGCACCUCCGUAUCUCCCUUUGGUGAUGUUGUCACUGCCGUCCUGCCCGCUCUGUCUUGGCCGCCACCCACCACCCACUUUGUGAUCUCCCACAUCAGGAAACAUUAUAACAUUCCCAUUAUUGUGUUAGCAUCUAAGAAGUUAUCAACCGACAUAAAGCUUUAUAAUGUUAGUGUUGUAUAUCCUAAGAAGAGCAAGUCAGAGGCAUCAAGUCUUAAUUAUAUAAUGAAACUGGUGAAGACACCAUAUGUGUUCAUGGGGACAUCUCUGGCACACUUCAGCAAUCAGUCGUCCCUGGAGCGGCUGGUGCGGGUACUGGAUGACAUAGCCCAUGUGGCCGUAGCCGCGGGGGCCGCUAGGGACCUCCAGGGACGCUGGACCCACGGUUGCAUGCAGCAGCACAUGGCCAACUACCACGCCUCCUACACCAUGGGUUACUAUUACUCCAAGUAUGAGUGUAUGUACUGUGAUGACGUCUUGACUCCAUUUGUUACUAGUGCCAAGCUGGUCAAGAAAGUGGCUUUCACUGGUGGUCUUAACGGCCCAGCCAUUUACCGUGACUGGUUUGUCAAGGUGCGUGAAGAGGGCCACUUAAUCAUGGUGUGUCCAGACGUGAUGUUCUUCCUCACUAACCACGUCACCAUGGCCAGUAAAGAUUGGCUGCCUGUGGCACGUCGCUGGGUUCUACAGAAGGUUCUGUCUUACACUGGAGAAAGUUUUAAUUUUACCUGCAAAAACAUCAACAUCAGUUGCAAUAACAUUCUGGCAAUUACAAAAUCCUUUCUUCUCCCUCCCUGUUGCAUUAAAAUGGCUGUGACACAACUAAAUAUGGUGAUUGAUGUUUCAGAGAAAAAUGGAUUGGAGUAUGAGUUGCAGUCUGGGUCUGCACUCGGUGCCGUCAAAUUCGGUUCGUAUCUCCCGUGGGACACAGACCACGAUAUAUACAUUGAGUGCAAGGACUUCAAUAUUUGGUACCGGAAACUUGGCCCAGUUGCAAGAGCUAAGAACUGCACACAGAAAAUCAAGUACAAAAAUGUUUUUUUGAAGAUUGUGUGUCCUUCAUUCACUCUGGAUAUUUACUGUCGGGAAAGGUUGAGUCGGAUGUUCCUCCCAGACGAGUACGUGGAUACCCCAACCUCUGUCUGGUACUCUGGUCGCUGGGCCAAAGUGGUCGCUAAUCCUGGUCUUUUCAGCAGGAAUUACAUUGGUUUCGAGGACCUGAAACACCAGCAGCACUCGACCCACUGGAAGGGUUCUGUUGGCAGUGUCCAUGCCGGGUCGUGGCUGCCUUGUAGUAGUCCCCAACACCACUCCUGUCUUGACCGCUUCCCCGCCGACGGUAGCAUCCCAUUUGUGUAAAUAAAUAAAAAGGUUAAUAUUCUCGUCAUAAAUCAAAUCAAAUUAUAUGUGAGUGAAGUGUAAACAGAGGCUCCCACAAUCUCCACUUCAGCAGUAGAAUAGACCAAAGUGUCAGACUACGUCACAGAGUAGGGUGAAGCUGGAAGUGCAGUUGUUGUAACAGGGAGAGAUGGUUCCUUCUCCCAUGAGUGUGGAGCGUGUCUCAGUAACUGGGCCUUCACUCUUCAAACAGAAUUG